Molecule: messenger RNA, 234 nt
Organism: Gongylonema pulchrum
Lineage: Eukaryota; Metazoa; Nematoda; Chromadorea; Rhabditida; Gongylonematidae
Source: the annotation of a GenBank genome assembly
UUUACUUAUUUUAUUCUUCAAGCGCUGUCGUUCUGUUUACGUCUCUCUGCUUCAUUUAAGAUGAUGGUAAAAGAAAUGGAAUCAGCAGAAAAUUCGCUCGGUCCCCCGGCAACCAUGCUUUGGAUCAAAGAUUAUUUGCGGUAUUUGGCCAAUCCAAGCGCAUCCAAGUUAGAUGUUCUGUUUGGAAUAUCCGGUCCCGAAGUUAGUGAUACUGCUUAUAGAACAGAAGGUUAG